Photinus pyralis (common eastern firefly) is the source of this 1220-nucleotide messenger RNA. Its product is annotated as thymidylate synthase. Gene Ontology annotation, cellular component: mitochondrion; cytosol. The record is from RefSeq and is a predicted model, not a curated record. Lineage: Eukaryota; Metazoa; Arthropoda; Insecta; Coleoptera; Lampyridae. The coding region runs from base 172 to 1086 and encodes 304 amino acids. Gene Ontology annotation, biological process: dTMP biosynthetic process. The transcript has 2 exons. Gene Ontology annotation, molecular function: thymidylate synthase activity.
CACCCUGUAUGCUUCCGUCUUUACCUACUCCGUAUCCGUGCAUUUAGCCACAACUCGUUAUCUAAUUAUAGGUUAUGUUAUUAAUAUUUGGCGCCAAUUCUGCUUAAUAAAUUCAUCCUUUUGAACACGUUAGUAUUACCUGCUCAAUAAUAAUAUAUUAUAAUAUAACCAAUGGACAAUUUAAACGGUAUUGUGAAAAAUGAAACCGAAAACAAAGAGCGGCACGAGGAAUUUCAGUAUUUAAACCAUAUUCGCCAAAUACUGGACACAGGUGUGAAACGUAGUGACCGAACAGGUGUUGGCACUUACGCAAUUUUCGGAGCUCAAAUGCGGUACAGCUUGCGAGACAACAUAUUUCCUCUGUUGACGACAAAAAGAGUAUUUUGGCGGGGAGUUGUUGAGGAGUUGCUCUGGUUCAUAAGGGGAAGUACCAACGCCAAGGACCUAUCUGAUAAGAAAGUACACAUUUGGGAUGCAAAUAGUUCUCGCGAAUUCUUGGACCAAAUGGAGUUUACUGACCGAGAAGUCGGAGACUUGGGGCCCGUUUACGGCUUUCAAUGGCGUCAUUUCGGUGCCACUUAUGAAGGUAUGCACGCUGAUUACGAUGGCAAGGGCAUUGAUCAAUUAAAACAAGUCAUCGACACUAUCCGUAAUAACCCAAACGAUCGACGUAUAAUUAUGUGCGCAUGGAAUCCUGUAGACAUACCAAAAAUGGCUUUACCGCCUUGCCAUUGCUUAGUACAGUUUUACGUUGCAAAUGGUGAAUUGUCUUGUUUAUUAUAUCAAAGGGCGGCGGAUAUGGGUCUGGGAGUGCCUUUUAAUAUCGCCAGCUAUUCUUUGUUAACGGUAAUGAUAGCCCAUGUAACUGGAUUGAAGCCUGGAGAAUUUAUUCAUACUCUGGGCGACAGUCACGUAUACCUGACCCAUGUUGAACCAUUAAAGGAACAAUUACAAAGAGUCCCUAAGCCAUUUCCCCAUUUGCAUAUCAAAAGACACGUUGCCAGUAUUGAUGAUUUUAAGGUUGAAGAUUUUGAUUUAGUUGGCUAUGAUCCCUACCCCACUAUUAAAAUGGAAAUGGCUGUUUAACUCGCUUUCCUUUAUAUUUAGUGUUGUUCUGUACUUAUUUAAUAUUUUUUUAUUUAAAAAUGUAAAUUCACAAUCAAAUUUGUUGCUAAAUAUAUAUAGUGUGUAAUGUAAGAUAAUAAAUGCUUGUUUACCAA